CCUUUGCCUUUUGCUUCGCCUGAAACUUCGAAACUUUUGCUUCGUCUGAAAUUUUCAAACUUCCAACGUUCGGUAGUUUGUAUUGAAACAAUAUCAAAAUGAAUUUCAUAGAGUUUUGGUGUUUCUUAGCUUUUAUCACUUCAAGCAACUUGAAUGAAGAAGGAGUCGCAGCAGCUGGUGAUUUCCGGUACCUGACAGGUUACGCCGGUCCCAACCAAACCGGCGCCCACUACCAGUUCACGGAGUACAUGCCUGACCUAAGCAUGGUGCAGAUGGACAACACCAUCGAGAGCUCAUGUGGUUUUGGAUUCUGGGUGAUAUACGACGCUGUGAACUACGACCAGCUUAACAAUGAUACUCGGUGCACAACGGCGCCGUUGGGCGGGUGCGGAAACUGGGCUUCUUGGUGCCAAAACCUGGGGUCGUCGCUGAGGUACGCAGGAAGUCCGUACGGCCUCAACGAUGACUACUACAGCCUGUACGAGGGCACGAACUUCAGGGGCAAAGAGUUCAGGGGCAACACAAACGCCGCUGACUUAGAUGACCUGGACAUGGCCGUCUCAUCGCUUAUCGUAACCGGACAGUCGGGGUGGACAUUCUACACCGACGUCAACUUCACUGGUUCCAAUGUGUGCGUGUUCGCUAAUGUACACGCCUCAAACGGUGACAUCCAUCUUGACUACGCAAUGAUCACGCACGUAGACACCCUCGGUGUUGCCGACAACUCCAUCAGGUCUGUGGCGAGGGGCUGCCUCAGCGAGAGCGUGCUGGGCCACCCCGGCGGUGAACGCCGCGGUCAAGACGCCAGCAACUGAACAGACGCAUGUAUCGCAACUGACUGAGUCACAUUAUAAAAAACGUCCGUUGCUGAGCUGCCCGCGGCUAGCUGGUCCCGAUCCUUCCCUGAUCAUUCCCAUCCUGACCAAACUAUUGAAGAUAAUUCUUUCGAAUGAAGAUUUGAGCCUUGGAUGCCCAGUGGCCUGUAAUCCUUGAAGUCUGGACUAUGGCCUAGCUAAAUUAUUGAACAAUCAAGUUGCCAUAAUCCACUAAGAAGCCUGAAUCUUGACCUACCUUGACCGUUCCUUACAGAGAAUCAUGAA
Hyalella azteca is the source of this 1100-nucleotide messenger RNA. RefSeq lists its product as uncharacterized. The coding region runs from base 99 to 815 and encodes 238 amino acids. NCBI's taxonomy places the organism in Eukaryota, Metazoa, Arthropoda, Malacostraca, Amphipoda, Hyalellidae. The record is from RefSeq and is a predicted model, not a curated record. The transcript is spliced from 7 exons.